CUCCAAGGCCAUGACAGCAGCGUGUCUUCGGUUGCGGUCUCCGCUGAUGGUUCGCGGAUUGCCUCGGGUUCCUGGGACAAGACGAUUCGGAUCUGGAAUGCAGUUACGGGCGAAGCGAUGGUCGGUCCACUCAUGGGCCACACGGAUGUAGUGUUCUCCGUCGCAUUCUCCCCCCACGGAAAACUCCUAGCUUCGGGCUCACGCGACCGUUCCAUUCGCCUAUGGGACUCUGAGACCGGGCAACAGGAGGGGCAGCCGUUACUCGGCCAUUCGGAUUCGGUGUGGUCCGUGGCAUUCUCCCCCAAUGGCGAGCGCAUCGUCUCGGGUUGCCAAGACGGCAUACUCAAAAUCUGGGACAUGAACACAAGGCAGACCAUCCGAGAGCCGCUGGAAGUUCACGAUGGCUCGGUUAUGGCAGUUGCAUACUCACCCGAUGGCAGACGCAUCGUCUCGGGUUCAUACAACAGUACAAUCCGAGUCUGGGACGCGCAGACGGGUGAGACGGUUUUGGGUCCCUUGCGAGGGCACACCGCUCCGGUUACCUCUGUAGCAUUCUCGCCGGAUGCCACCGGGAGCCGCAUCGUCUCUGGCUCGUAUGAUGGUACGAUCCGGAUAUGGGAUGCGCAGACGAGAAGGACUGUGGUGGGGCCGUGGCAGGCGCAUGUAGGAGUCCUGUCUGUCGCGUUCAUGCCCGAUGGCAAACGUGUCGUUUCUGGCGGCGACGACAACCUUGUGAAGGUGUGGGAUGUAGAAGCGAUGGAGGCUAAUGCUUGA
Punctularia strigosozonata HHB-11173 SS5 is the source of this 774-nucleotide messenger RNA. RefSeq names its product WD40 repeat-like protein. Gene Ontology annotation, molecular function: protein binding. The transcript is spliced from 2 exons. The annotation marks the transcript as partial. NCBI's taxonomy places the organism in Eukaryota, Fungi, Basidiomycota, Agaricomycetes, Corticiales, Punctulariaceae. The record is from RefSeq and is a predicted model, not a curated record.